AUGGAAUAUUAAUGCGAAAAAAAAAUAGCAAUAUUUGAAAGUCAUAUGAAUACUAUUAAUUAAUUAUCUUUUUCACUUGAUGGUAAAUGUUUGGCUUCUGCAAGUAAUGAUUAAUAAAUUAAAUUAUGGAAAAUUGAACUCAGUGAAUAAUAAAAAAUAUCAAAAGGACAUUAAAAAUGUGUAAGUUAAGUUGCUUUCUCUAAAGAUGGUCUGAUUUUUGCAUCAGGUAGUUAUGAUAAAUCAAUAAUUUUAUGGGAUUUAAUAGAUAAGAACUUAAUCAUUAUGUUACAAGAACAUACUUCAUUUGUAAAAUAUUUAUCGUUCUCUUUUUGUUCUAAAUGGUUGGCAUCAGGAGGUUGUGAUGCUUCAAUUUGUUUAUGGGAUGUUAAAUUUCCACACGAAGCAACUCUAUUCUAUAAAAUAUAGGAGAUAUAUUUAAUUCCAGAUGAAUUAUAAUUUAGUCCAUAAGGAUGUUUUACUACUAUUUCAAAUGAUGAUAGAGAAUAAAAUAAAAAUUAAAAUGAUGAAGAAAAAAAAUUAUAAGUUACUAAAAUUUAAGUUUGA
Molecule: messenger RNA, 564 nt
Organism: Paramecium sonneborni
Lineage: Eukaryota; Ciliophora; Oligohymenophorea; Peniculida; Parameciidae
Source: the annotation of a GenBank genome assembly